Caenorhabditis remanei is the source of this 870-nucleotide messenger RNA. RefSeq lists its product as uncharacterized. Lineage: Eukaryota; Metazoa; Nematoda; Chromadorea; Rhabditida; Rhabditidae. The record is from RefSeq and is a predicted model, not a curated record. Gene Ontology annotation, biological process: sterol biosynthetic process. Gene Ontology annotation, molecular function: C-4 methylsterol oxidase activity; iron ion binding. The coding region runs from base 1 to 870 and encodes 289 amino acids. The transcript is spliced from 5 exons.
AUGUUGCAGUCUCUGUAUACGAAAGUGUUCGAGUAUUUUGAAGGAAAUGAGUACAUGUUGUACGUUGUAGCUGGAAAUGCAGUUGCUGCCUCCUCCUUCUGGCUCUAUAAUCUCUUCUUCAUAAUCAUUGAUGUCACUGAUCCGAAAUGGGUGCAACCUUACAAAAUUCAGGAGGAGAAGAAGCCUUCGUUAUCAAAAUACUUGAGUAUACUGAAAGUGGUUGGUCCGAAUCAAUUGAUUGUCACUCCGAUAGUCACAACAAUUUGGUUCUACAUUGCUAAAUGGUGGGGAAUGGAUUUCGGACCAGUGAUUCCUUCUUGGUGGGUUCUAUUGAGGAACUUAGCUGUUUGUAUGGCAGUGGAUGAGAUUGGUUUUUAUUAUACUCAUAGAAUCCUUCACCACCCAAAACUUUACAAACACAUUCACAAGAAGCAUCACGAAUGGACUGCUCCAGUUUCAAUCGCUAGCAUCUACGCUCACCCACUGGAACACGCUAUUUCAAACUUGAGCCCAAUUGCCCUGGGAGCAGUUCUAUUCCGUUUCCACGUAAUGUCUUAUUAUCUGUUCACAUCAUACGCAAUUCUUGCAACAACUUUCCAUCAUUCUGGAUACCAUUUCCCAUUCAUGUUCUCAGCAGAGCAUCAUGAUUUCCAUCAUAAAGUAUUCAACGAGUGUUACGGUUUUGGACCACUCGACUGGCUCCACGGAACUGACAAAACUUUCCGCAAAUCAAUUGAGCAUCCACGGGAUUAUGUGUAUUAUGGAACGACACCAAUGAAAGAACUGAUUCCCGAUGUCACCCAAAAAAAUAAUAACAAGAAAGAAGAAGUGAAUAUGGAGAAUAUUGUGCAGAGGAACAAGAUAAUUUGA